AUGGUGCGGUUCACCAUUGUUAUGAGGCUUCUAUUAAUAGCGCCGCUCGGAACAGUUCUUGUUUCGGCUUGUUGGUCGGAGACCAUAUGCAACGUCACGAGCAAGAACGAUAUUAUGAAGGAGCCGUACUGUAAAUGGUUACGACUUGAUGUUCCGCCCGAAAUUCCGUUAUAUCCGAAUUUUUACAAUUUUAUUAAGAAGAUCCCAGGUUACGAUUAUGUCUCUGUGAGACACACUAAUCUUGUAAAGCUAACAGAAUUGAAGACAAUUAAGCUUAAGAAUGGGAGUACAGUCAUCAUUAUGGACAACAUGCUCCUCAAGGAACUUCCUGAAUUCGAAUGGAAGGAGAACAGUAUUGUGCGUUUCUACAUUUCAAACAACCCGAAACUAGACACUACUGCGCUUCGUACGAAGAUCGAGGAGCAUCCCAUUGACGAUACCUCGUAUGUGCAGAGACCCUUUGCUUGUGGAAGUAAACGGGAAUCGUCAUGCAAUUGCCGAGUGAUCGAAGACAACUUUGUGAUUGGCCUGGAAAAAAACGAAGAUGUAGACAAAAUUGAGGAAAUUUAUGGCUCUUUAAAGAUAGAGAACACAGAAUUGGAAGAGCUUCCAAAGAUGCCAAAACUGAGAAAAGUGGUGCAACUUGAACGACAUGGUUUUCCAGCAAUUAUUAUCAAAGAUAAUCCGAACUUGAAGAACAUUGAAGCGUUAUUCGAUGUCGAAGAAGUGUCCAAUGUUGAUAUGCAAAAUGUUGUUAUUAUCAAAAAUAAUUCCAAAUUGUGUGUUAAGCCAGAGCACGAGGAUAUCCCUUUUGUUCUUAAAUAUGGGGAUGACAUUGAGAGAUGCGGGUGGAGGACGCGUCAGCCUGAAGAUCGGGGUGCUUACUUAGCGGCGAAGAGGGAGGCUAAGAAGGCAGUCUCCAAGGCGAAGUCGGACCGCUACAAGGCUGUGUACGACAUGCUUGAUACCAGAGAAGGCGAGCGGGCAGUGUAUCGUUUAGUCAGAGCACGUCAUCGCUCAACGUUGGAUAUGGAGCACACCAAGAUCGUUAAGGGAGCUGAUGGAGCCGUUCUGCGCCGCUCUGGUCAGAUCCUGGAGAGGUGGCGAGAGUACUACAAUCACUUGUGUAACGAAGAGUUCUGUCAUCCUCCCAUCCCAACUGUUCCCAGCGUCGAGGGUCCUGUUCUACCAAUUACUGCCGUUGAAGUCAGUGCUGCCCUCGCAAAAAUGAAGUCGAACAAGGCAACCGGUCCUGAUGACAUACCCGUUGAUAUCUGGAAGCUGCUAGGAGAUCGAGGGUCCAUGUGGCUCGCAACUCUAUUUAACAAGAUCGUUGCAGAAGGACGGACUCCAGACGUUUGGCAAACUUCCGUGACCGUGCCUGUCUGGAAAGGGAAAGGAGACAUUGCUGACUGCACCUCGUACAGGCCUAUACGACUGCUCUGCCAUACGAUGAAGAUUUUUGAGCGUGUCCUGGAAGCUCGCCUGAGGAAAAUUGUUAGCGUUUCACUCAACCAGUGCGGUUUUGUGAAGGACUGCAGCACUAUAGAUGCUGUCCAUGCUGUCCGAAUCCUCCUGGAGAAACAUCGAGAGAAGAACCGCAAUGUGCAUCUUGCUUUUCUCGAUCUCGAGAAAGCUUUCGACCGUGUCCCACAUGAGUUGUUAUGGAUGUCCAUGAGGUCGCAUAGAGUACCAGAAGAAUAUGUGCGGUGGACGAAGCUGCUUUAUGCGAAGCCUACCAGCGUUGUACGAUGUGCUGUUGGAACAAGCAGGCCAUUCCCUGUACGAGUAGGGGUUCAUCAGGGUUCAUCCCUCUCACCUCUGCUGUUCAUACUGUGCAUGGACACGAUAACAAAGGAAAUCCAGAAGCAGCAUCCGUGGACUCUACUCUUUGCCGACGAUGUCAUGCUCGCGUCGGAGUCUCGAGAUGAUCUUCAGAAACAAGUGCAGUCUUGGAAGGAUCAGCUGCAGCAAUAUGGAUUGCGCCUCAACACAUCAAAAACUGAGUACAUGGAGUGCGGACCAAGGAUAGAGGAUGGUUCAAUUCGUGUUGAUGGCACCGAAUUAAACAAGGUGAACUGCUUCAAGUACCUUGGAUCCAAAGUGACUUCCACAGGCGACAUUGAUCAAGAAGGUCGAGCACGUGUUAAUGCUGCAUGGAUGAAAUGGAAAAUGGCAACAGGGGUACUGUGCGACAAGAAAGUCCCUGUUCGACUGAAGUCGAAGAUCUACAGGACGGUUGUGCGUCCUGUUGCCCUUUACGGAUGCGAGUGCUGGCCGACAACGAAAGCCUUGGAAAGAGUGCUGCACGCUAUGGAGAUGCCGAUGUUGAGGUGGACGAUAGGUGUAACGCUAAAAGAGAAAGUAUCCAACGACACUGUGCGCCCCAUCUUCGGCGUCGUCCCGAUAACUGAAAAGAUGAAGGAGGCCCGACUGAGAUGA
Molecule: messenger RNA, 2442 nt
Organism: Necator americanus (New World hookworm)
Lineage: Eukaryota; Metazoa; Nematoda; Chromadorea; Rhabditida; Ancylostomatidae
Exons: 6
Coding region: 1-2442 (813 amino acids)
Source: RefSeq, a predicted model, not a curated record